AUGAUGUAAAAAAAGAAAAACAAGUAAAAAUAUGAAAAACAUUAAUAAGGGAUGAAGGAUAAAUAAUAAUAAAGAUAAACAAAAAAGUAACUAAAAAAAUAGAGAGGAUAAGCUCGUUCACUUAAAGGUAUUAUAAAUAUAACAUUUUCCUUAUAGGAUAUGCUAAACAUUUUUAAGAGUUUUAAGAUGAAAUGAAUUAAUUAGGACUUUAAAUUAGAGAUGUUGAAGGAGAUGGAAAUUGUCUUUUUAGAUCAAUAGCAGAUGUAUUACAUGGAGAUGAAAAAUAUCAUAAAUAAUUAAGAAGAUUAGCUGUUUAAACAAUGUAAGAGAAUUAAGAAUUCUUUGCACUUUUCAUUGAAGAUGAUAUGACAUUUGAUUAAUAUUUGAAAGAGAUGUCAUCUGAUGGAGAAUGGGGAGGUAAUUUAGAAUUACAAGCUUUGUCAUAAGCUUUAGAUGUGAAUUUUUUUAUUCACAUGAAAGGAAGACCAUGUAUGAUAAUUAAAUCAAUGACUGAUGAAAGACCUUUAAAUGAAGUAAAGUGUUGAUUAAUAGCAAUAUUAGAAAGAUUCACUUCAUUUAGCAUAUCAUCUAAUUGAAAAUGUUGCAGAACAUUAUAGUUCUGUAAGAAUGUUAGGAGAUGACAGUAAUAAAAGAGCAGAAUCAAUACCAUUAGAUAUUUUUGAAGGAUUAUUGGAUACUUUUUAAUAAGCCCCUUUAGGAAAUGAGGAUAAUUUUGAUUAAUAUGAGGACUUAGAAUAAAUAGAGGAUCCUGAAGAAAGAGAAUAUUUAUAGGCCUUAAGAGAAUAAGAAGAAGCUGAAAAGGCUGCAAAAGAGGCUAUGAAAAAAGCAGAGCUUCAAAAAUAUUAAUUAAAAUAGAAAAAGAAUAAAAAAUGUAAUUGUGGUUCCAAUAAAACCUAUAAAGAUUGUUGUAUGAAAAUAGAUAUAGAGAAAGCUGAAAAGUAGAAAUAACCAAAACAGUAAUAACAAUAAUAAUAAUAAUAAUAAUAAUAAUAAUAAUCUUAAUCAGAAGCUCCUUUGAAAAAAUAAGCUGUCUUUAUAUGA
This is a messenger RNA of Paramecium pentaurelia, 1062 nucleotides long. Lineage: Eukaryota; Ciliophora; Oligohymenophorea; Peniculida; Parameciidae. The record is from the annotation of a GenBank genome assembly.